AAUUGCAGUCCUGAGAAAGAUCAAGCAUGAAAAUAUAGUUGCCCUGGAAGACAUCUAUGAGAGUCCGAAUCAUUUAUAUCUGGUCAUGCAGUUAGUGUCCGGGGGAGAGCUUUUCGACCGCAUUGUUGAGAAAGGUUUCUACACUGAGAAGGACGCCAGCACCCUGAUCCGGCAGGUCCUGGAUGCCGUCUACUACCUGCACCGAAUGGGCAUCGUGCACAGGGACCUCAAGCCUGAGAACCUGCUUUACUACAGCCAGGAUGAAGAGUCAAAAAUCAUGAUCAGUGACUUUGGAUUGUCAAAGAUGGAGGGUAAAGGGGAUGUGAUGUCCACAGCCUGUGGAACUCCUGGCUAUGUUGCUCCUGAAGUGCUGGCCCAGAAACCUUACAGCAAAGCCGUGGACUGCUGGUCCAUCGGGGUCAUCGCAUACAUCCUGCUCUGUGGGUAUCCUCCUUUCUAUGAUGAAAAUGACUCCAAACUCUUCGAGCAGAUCCUUAAGGCGGAGUAUGAGUUUGACUCUCCGUAUUGGGAUGACAUCUCUGAGUCUGCUAAAGACUUCAUUCGGAAUUUGAUGGAAAAGGACCCUAAUAAAAGAUACACCUGUGAGCAAGCAGCACGACACCCUUGGAUUGCUGGUGAUACAGCGCUCAACAAAAACAUUCACGAGUCGGUCAGCGCUCAGAUCCGGAAGAACUUUGCAAAAAGCAAAUGGAGACAAGCGUUUAACGCCACAGCAGUCGUGCGACACAUGAGACGGUUACACCUCGGCAGCAGCCUGGACAGCGCGAGCGCCAGCGUGUCAAGCACCCUCAGCCUCGCCGCGCCACUUCCUGAUGCAGCCACACGGAAAGAUUCUUUGAUUGUUGAUUUUUACCUCCAGAGUCACAGAGGCCAUCUCUGAUGCCAACAGCAGUGCUCUUACUGGGAAAACAAAAUCCAGAAAACCUCCAGCUGGCCCCUUAGCCUGCAGAAGAAGUUGUGAGGACAGGCUGCCCGUGAACUCUGCGAGCUGAAAGUCAGUAUUGCAGUGGCAGGGGCUUCCGCUGCUGAUUUUGCAUGUGACUUCAUUCCCAGUGCAUCCUAACUUUCUGCUGGAUCACCCCUUCUACAGCACGAAACGGAUAUUGGCCCCACGGCACGGCUAGUGGGGAAGUAGGAUUGUGGGGAAAACCUGGCAGUAAUGCUUUCCUGAGACUGUGUUACUCUGCUGGUGAUGUCUUGUCUGUCCUGGUUGCUAUUGUACAGGUGCCAUUAGAGUAGUGGGUGCAGAAAAAAAAAAAAAAAAAAGUAGGAUUUUACCUAUGCCUUGUGUGUCUGUUAUGGUUGUGGUGCUGAAAUAAAACCAAGCAAUGAUAGAGGUCCGUUCCUGACAUGAAUCAAAUCACAAAAAGGGAUGUCAGCCCACUGGUAGACAUCUCCAUGUAGUUCUGCAGUAGACAUUAGAUAGGGGUUUCCACUGUGCAUGUGUCCUGCAUACCUCCAUGCCUAUUGACAGUAUUUUUACUAUACCCAGUUCCCCUUCUGGGCUCCUGCCUGGUCCUGAGGGACUUCAAGGCUUGUCCUGAGCUUUUCCCAGCCCCAGAAGACAACACAUCCCCUAAUCUCUGGCUUUUCUCUCCAAACCCUCUGCAAACCAAAACAUGACCCUUCAGGGUGCCCCAAGAAAUGUAGUGGCAGCUGGUCCUGAGGCUGCCCCUUCCUUAAGUGUGACCCUAUUUUUAGUCAAACAAGCCCCCAGGGAAAGCCAGAUAACUCUCAGCCAUUGGUGAGUGGGCAGAAUAUUGUGCUUUUGAGUGAACUUGGCAUUAAUUAGAUCCGAUAUAGGGAAACCUGUGCUGUUAUUUCCCCCUGUCAUAAUGACUCCAGCCCUGCACAGCGCUGGGUGAGCACCGCAUAGAAACACCAGAUUGACUUUGCCAACAAGUUCGUGCAGACUGUAGCCUGUUGCUUUUGCUCUUUCCAAAGAGUCGGGGGAUUCAUCUACUGGCAAAAUAACAGUUUCUAGACUGAGCCCUGAGGUACAGAAGUAUCUUCCUUUCAGUGUAUGGAAAUUCUCAUUUAAUGGGAUUACUUGCAUUCUUGCUCCCAUGCGUCUUUAUCCAUCUGAAUUGGGGCCUGAAUGCAACCCAGAAAUUAUUCAUGGGAAGGGAGUCUUGCCAUCGUUAUCACGCUUAUUUGCACCAGAAAAUUGAUGCUGAGAAUUAUAAUCAUUCAAGCAAAGAGCGGAAACACACACAAACUGCAGCAUCCAAGGAAAACAGCAUCAAAACUGAACAUGGAGCACUAGUUGGCAAAUCACUGUGAGCAAUGGCUGAGUGAGGCAAUGGCAGCCUGCUCGCAAACGUUGCACAAAUGGAGUUUCCCCUGGUAAACAGUCAUUCCAGAUUUCUUGCCCAGCAGCAAGUUUUACACAAUCCCCUUCAUUUUUUCCCGCAUCCCUGCAGCAGGGUCCUGCCUUCCCAUCCUGUCUGCCAGGGUGGUCUGGUCUCCAUGACACACAUGUGCGUGCGUGUGUGUGUGUGUGAUGUGUGUGUGUGUGUGUAUGUUGUGGCCCCAGGGAUCACAGAUCCCACUGGUGGGAGAUCAGGAGUUGGUUCUGGUUUUUUGGUCCGACUUUUCAUGGUUGGAUCAAAGCUGUGUAGUGUUUGUAACGGAGGAUAAAGGCUGUUUAACCCAGACUCUGGUUUUCAAGGCCCCUUCCCCACCAUGAACCGUGCCACUGAUCUGUCCAGGUAGCUAUUUUUUUCCUCUUCUUCAUAAAUGAUAAGGUCAGAAGAGCAGGUCUUACGUUUUUUCCAUACUCCAGAGUGGAAUCAGGGCAUGUACGCUCGCAAGCAUUGUGAAAAAACACUGCUGAACUAAUUAUGACAUCAAAUGUCAAAUAAAUGCAUGAUACUGCACUGCAUGUAUUAAACUGCUGUUCACUGUUUCUGUAUUUCCCAAGCCUUUUCUUUAUGCACAUUCAACCCAACCUUUUCUUCAAGGGAUUUACUUCUACGUUUUGCUUUUAAAUGACUCAGUGUUUUUGUAACUCAAAAUCCAUCGUUAAGUUUGAGUAAAUGCAAAAGGUGAUGUUUUGUAAACAAGAUACUGCAAAGCCUGGUAAUGUAUUUUGUCUUUCUGUUGAAUGCUCUGCAGCAUGUACAGGAAGAGUCACCAUCCAGAGCAGCUUAAAACUAUGCAGCAGUCAUGUACACACGUCUAGAAACAGGGAGUCGGGGAGGGGAGGGUCCCUUUUUUAAUACAAUGCUUAAAAAAUUGAUCCACGUCAGAAAUUCCUUCUCUGAGUUGCUAAUGCUCAGGAUUACCAAGAACCAUGUUGGUGUGUCUAUUUUUUUUUUCAUUUGGUUCAUUUUUCUUAGUCAGAACUUAGACUGGUUCACUCAUGAUUUUUCUCUUCCUGCAAGAUAUUUUUUUCUCACCUGUUGCAGAACGAACUGCAUUUUGGGGACCAAGAUGCUGUGAUUAUUUGCCUGUGCAGAGUAGGGCAGAGAGCUAAGCUAAUUAUCCCAUCAUUUCUAAAGCAUCACCACCUUUUAGCAUAGCAUUUAAUCCAUGAACCUCCACAUAGUACCACCGUUUAUCCGUGGAAGAGCUUGGUGUUCUAGUUUUCCUUCUUCCACAUGGAAAUCAAGCCCUGGCUUUCUCCUCCCUUAAUCAUUGACCGAUUUUCAUUUGUGCUGGUCUUUCUAAGGCAGGGUACAGGAUGGCCAUACAGUACUUGUAGUACCUCUGGCCCAAUCCUCAUGCGGGCAUCAGCAGGGUAUUGGUCCCAGCUCCUGAGUGGUUGCUGUGUUAGUGUGGAAGAUACUCAAAGUAAAACCAUCUGAAAGGGCUGGGAAAUUGCUCUGGUUUCCUAGCAAGGACAUGCCAAGCAUGGGGCUUGAGAGAAAGCACCAUGCCAGUGGCAUAGGGAGCAAGUCUCAGUCUUCGGAAAUUAUGCAAGGGAUUGCUGUGGUGGCUGAAAGCACCAAGAAGGCUUCAGCCCACCUUCAAGGCUGGUGCUGAGCCAGGAUGCUGUGCCAUUGCCAAAGCCCAUAAAAAUUCAUCAUUAAUAAUGGUUGUAAAUCAGCCUGAGUUCAGAUUGCUGAGGCAGCAUGUGGUGCAGGGCUCCAUAAGGCGGUGGAUGUGUGCUGUGAUUUCUGGCGGGUGAGAGGUCCUAGGGGAGUGCUCAGGGUAGCUCCGAGCUUUUCCAUCUCUCAUCUGCAUCCCCUGAGCCCAGCAUGGUAUCACACAUGCUAUGUCUUACUAGAUCAAGCUGUAGCCUGUCUCCCAAACUGAAGAGUAUGGAAAGUUGUAGCUCAGUGUAUCAGGAGAUAUGGUGUGGGUCAUGUUUCUGGUCAAUGCAAUGUCAGCAUCCUGUUCUACAUCAGCCUCUAGUUGAGAAAUAGCAUUUUGGUCAGUUUGGGCCUUUUUCUAGAUAGGUAUUUGAUUUGGGUCAGCAAACAAUGAAAAAAAGCCAAGUUUGUCCAGACUAGUGACUCCCCAAAUAUCCCCAACUGUAAAACAUCUCUCAGUUGACUUUUAAUGAAAAUGCAAGCAUGUUUUCUACAAAGGCUUAAAUCUUAAUCAAGGAAUGUCAGUGUGCCUAAUAUUGCAGGUCUUGUGAUUGAUACAAGUUCAUAACAGCAUCCAUGUCCAAACAGAAGAGAGAAUGUGUAUUUACUCCAUGCAUGUAUUAAGGCAUUGCAAAAGUUUUAUCUGCAUAAGUUUGCAAUACUGCAAAUUGUUAAUGGGGCUACAUCGCAAGUGGUUCUCUGCCUUGACAAUCAUGUAUACAUAUCAAGAUUUCUAUCAUAAUGACAAUUUAAAGGGAUGACUAAUUGUUUUCCUCCAAUAAAUCCAAUUAAAUCACCC
Athene cunicularia (burrowing owl) is the source of this 4857-nucleotide messenger RNA. It is a transcript of the gene CAMK1D, whose product is annotated as calcium/calmodulin dependent protein kinase ID. The coding region runs from base 86 to 901 and encodes 271 amino acids. Gene Ontology annotation, biological process: peptidyl-serine phosphorylation. Gene Ontology annotation, molecular function: ATP binding; calcium/calmodulin-dependent protein kinase activity; calmodulin binding. The transcript has 10 exons. NCBI's taxonomy places the organism in Eukaryota, Metazoa, Chordata, Aves, Strigiformes, Strigidae. The record is from RefSeq and is a predicted model, not a curated record. Gene Ontology annotation, cellular component: intracellular anatomical structure.